UAAUUACGCCUGUUUCUAGUAUAUAUACUGCCUUGUUAAAAAAAAAUAAUUUAUUUAUUUUUUUAAUUUCUUUUUAAUAAUUUCUUUUUAAUAUUUUAAUUUUAACUUUUCACUCACAUAUUUAAAUCACAAAAUUAAUAAAUAUUUUAAUACACUUAACAUAAUUUAAUUUAAGAUCACAAGUUUAGAAGUAUUUUUUUAUUUAAAAUUUUAUGCCAAGUACAUGAUUUUUUUGAAACAGAGAAUAUAAACACGUACACUGUAUAGAAGCAAGCCUAGAGAGAGAAUUCAAUUGAUCGAUCAUCUACAUUCCGUGUGUGUGAGGCAUCUCCGUUAGGUUCACGAUAUAAUUUCAAAAUUGAAGAACUGGAUUGCUUUGCGCAAUAUCACGGUGUAAUUAGGAUUUGAGAAGCACAAUGCCAGAAAUUGUUGGAGUUCACGAUCACGAAAGAACAAAAAGAUAUUAUUUUGAGGCAUCUGAGGACGAGAAGAGAAGAACUCGAAUCAGAUCUUUGAAGAAAAAGGCAAUGAACGCUUCCACAAAGCUAACGCAUUCGCUCAAAAGACGUAGUAAACGAGUCGCUCAUUGCCGAUUUGCUUCCAUUUCAACUGAAGAUUUUCGAGACGAGAAGGAAGAGGAGGCAGUGAAUUCAUUUCGCCAGGCCUUGUUGGAGAAGGAUCUCCUUCCAGCUCGUCAUGAUGAUUAUCAUACUAUGUUGAGAUUCCUAAAAGCAAGGAAAUUUGACCUUGAUAAGGCCAAGCUAAUGUGGUCUGAAAUGCUUAACUGGAGAAAAGAACAAGGAGUAGACACGAUUAUACAGGAUUUUGCCUAUGAGGAAUAUGAGAAAGUUCAGCGUUAUUACCCUCAUGGUUACCAUGGUGUAGACAGAGGGGGACGACCCGUCUAUAUUGAAAGACUUGGCAAGAUUGAACCUACUAAACUUAUGAAUGUCACUACAAUAGAAAGGUUCUUAAAGUAUCACAUCCAAGGGUUUGAAAGGACUUUUGCUGAAAAAUUUCCGGCAUGUUCGAUUGCUGCUAGGAGGCAUAUAGAUUCUUCUACUACGAUCUUGGAUGUACAAGGACUGAAUUGGAGGAGUUUUGGUAAGCUUGCCCAUGAUUUGGUCAUGCGCAUGCAAAAGAUAGAUGGUGACAACUACCCAGAGACAUUGCACCAGAUGUUUAUUGUCAAUGCUGGAAAUGGAUUCAGAUUUCUGUGGAAUACUGCAAAAGGAUUUCUUGACCCAAGGACAACAGCAAAAAUACACGUAUUAGGAAACAAAUUCCAGAGCAACUUAGCAGAAGUCAUAGACCCCAGCCAAUUGCCAGAUUUUCUUGGAGGAACCUGCUCAUGCCCAAAUCCAGAUGGGUGUCUCAGGUCUGAUAAAGGACCCUGGAAUGAUCCAGAGCUGAUGAAGCUGGUCCAUACAUUACAUGGUGAAGCACUUUAUCCCAGGGGAAUUACAAGCUUCUCCGAUAGUGAUAUCGAAAUCAAACCGGUUUCUCCACAGUUACUACGCAAUGAGAUUGCUUCUGCAGAACCUGAAGUGGAUGUGGGGAUCUUUGCUUACAGUAUCAUCCAAUCAAAACAACUUUCUGACAAAGUACCAACUAGGAGAUCUGUUUCAUUUGGAAGCUUAGUUCAAGAAGAUUAUGGGCCUAAGCUUACAGCUGAAGAUUUGAAUUCUCCAAAUAGAGCUACUGUAUCAGUACAAAGAAGGCCGCCUGAGAAAUCAAUCAUUGGCCUGAUGAUUGAUAUGAUGGUCAGAUCACUUGCAUGGAUAUGCUUCUUGUUUCAUGGAUGGGGUAGGUUGUUUGUGAAGAAUAAUGAUACAAACAGAUUGAGAAAUGGACAGAUAUCAUUAAGUCCUGCCGAGCAAAAUGCUUCCCCAAAAAAGGAGGAUCUCCUCCAUCCAUGUUGUCAGAGGUUGCAACAUUUAGAGAAGACGGUGGCUGAUCUGGUGAAGAAACCUACCAAAAUUCCUCCAGAAAAAGAGCACAUGCUGCUUGAUUCAAUGGACCGCAUAAAGUUCAUAGAGCAGGAGUUGCAGAGGACGAAGAAAGCACUUCUUGCAACAGCAUCACAACAAGUAGAGCUUGCUGAAUCCUUGGAAUCUUUGAAGGAGAACAAAUUUAAAGUGACGAACUCAUGUUGGCUGAGAGGCAGGCCUUCACCAUACAAAACCUGAUUUGGAUGGGAACAGCAUUGAUGCUUAAAUUGAUCUGUAGAUUUGUCAACAAUUUGGAUUCAACCCUAGUAUAUACUUGAGAUGAAGUUUGCAGGGUAAAAGGACCAUGCUGGAAAUAUACACAAUGGGUUAUUGAGUUGGUGAUCUAGUAAGCUUGCUAGAGUGUUGCACUCUACCUCAAUUUUUUCUUUAGAGGCGGGAGUAUGAUGUUAUAGUCUAAUCACAUUCAUAUUUGUACAUAAUUGAUGUGCGAGCAACUUGUUCUGGACAUCACUUACAUAUUUGCUGUACAGAACGACCAGGAAUAUAAUGCAUAGUUUCUUAAUUUCCUUCGAUAUGCUGCUCUAGAGGGAAGUGGUACAGAGCGACUGAUUUGGUACUUUCGGUUUUGAAGUGGCCAAGUAAAUAGAAACAACCUAUAUGCGUGUGGAGGGAGUACCAACAAUAAAUUCCCAAAGAUGGUAACUUGACUACAGUUAAUUUUGCAUGGAUUUUGUAUUCUUUGUGAAGCUCCCGAUGGAAUGUCCAAAGCAUAUCAGAAACUCCGUGGCUUGAGGGUUCUGCUGGAAUAGGUAGCAAGUAGGGGUGUCAAAUGGUUGGGUUUAGCUGAUCAAGAUGGUUGAUUGACAAAUGAGGAGUAAUUAAUCUGCCCAUAUGUUACAUAGGUGAGAUGCGUUAUGUUAAGAUGAGCUAAAUAAUGUUAGUCCCACCAAACAAAACUAAUAGUAAAACUCUUUUCCUUAUUAUGACUCAUAACGAGAAUAUCAUGCCAUAUAGCUACUUAAGCACCUUUAUUACAACACGAGGGGAAUGUGUAUGCUAGCACUAGCUCAAUUUCAUAAAAGUAAAAGUGUUAAUAUAUUUUUGUCAUACUGACAAAUAUCAAAA
This is a messenger RNA of Capsicum annuum, 3077 nucleotides long. Its product is annotated as phosphatidylinositol/phosphatidylcholine transfer protein SFH9. NCBI's taxonomy places the organism in Eukaryota, Viridiplantae, Streptophyta, Magnoliopsida, Solanales, Solanaceae. Bases 417 to 2189 code for a protein of 590 amino acids. The record is from RefSeq and is a predicted model, not a curated record. The transcript has 17 exons.